This is a messenger RNA of Acomys russatus (golden spiny mouse), 2941 nucleotides long. Its product is annotated as protocadherin beta-6-like. The record is from RefSeq and is a predicted model, not a curated record. Lineage: Eukaryota; Metazoa; Chordata; Mammalia; Rodentia; Muridae. The transcript has a single exon. Gene Ontology annotation, molecular function: calcium ion binding. Gene Ontology annotation, biological process: homophilic cell-cell adhesion. Gene Ontology annotation, cellular component: plasma membrane. Bases 372 to 2774 code for a protein of 800 amino acids.
CACAAGCAACUAAGAAACUCAAGCCCCGAAGAAACCCUUCACACACUCAGUUUGGAAACACUGAUUCAUUUUAAGUCAGUGUUGAUCUGAAGAUAGCUCGUGAAGUUAUUGAUUUGGCCGCAUGGUGGCGGUGUAGGCUAAGAGAAUGACUAAGAACCCUUUAGAGUCCUCAGAUUCGGCUUCGCCUAGAAACUGAAGCAAAAUACGGAAACCAUUGGCUGCUGCAGCUAAGCAUUCCGGAGAAAGGGAGUCACCUGGAACUUGUAAGAUAAAAUCCACAAUUCCACAACAAAGGCUUUCUGUUGGCUGUGGAAGGCCAAGGUUACCUCAGUGAUUAAGAGCUGAAAGGAAUUUUCCUUCCGGAAUCAGGCAUGACAACCGAGAUGCCGCAAACAAAAGACUGGUGGAAGACAAGGCAAGUGAUGAUUUUGAUUACACUGAUGCUUUUGCGGGAGGUGGCCUCAGAAUCGAUUCAGUAUGCUAUGCUGGAAGAGACAGAAAGGGGCACGUUUGUGGCCAACCUGACUAAGGACUUGGGACUAAGGGUGGGGGAACUGGCAGCUCGGGGCGCUAGAGUGGUCUUCAAGGGGAACAAACAAUAUUUGCAGCUCGACUCACAGACUCAGGAUUUGGUGCUAAAUGAAAAACUGGACCGGGAGGAGCUGUGUGGCCCCACAGAGCCUUGUGUUCUGCCUUUCCGGGUGUUACUAAAAGAUCCUUUGCAGUUUUAUCAAGCUGAACUGAGAGUUAUGGAUAUAAACGACCACAGCCCAGAAUUUCCUGCCAGAGAAGUGCACCUUAAAAUACCGGAAGCGACUGCACCAGGAAAGAUAUUCCCUUUGAAAAUGGCUCAGGACUUAGACUCUGGCAGCCACAGCAUUCAAAGCUACACUGUCAGUGACAACCAUCACUUCCACGUAGUCACUCGCAACCGCAGCGACGGCAAGAAGUUUCCAGAGCUAGUGCUGGACAGGGCAUUGGACCACGAGGAGCAGGCGCAGCUCAGACUAACGCUCACUGCAACGGAUGGCGGAUCUCCGCCCAGGUCAGGGACCAUAGAGAUUCAAAUACUAGUAUUGGAUAUGAAUGACAACGCUCCCGAAUUUGAUCAGGAAGUCUAUGAGGUGCAAGUCCCUGAGAACAACCCCAUUGGCUCACUGCUUAUUACCGUCUCAGCAAGAGAUUUAGACACUGGAUCCUUUGGGGAGGUGUCUUAUGUACUGUUUCAAGAUGAGGAUGUUAACGAGCCUUUUGAAAUCAACGCAAAGACGGGAGAAAUUCGACUGAGACGCCCUUUGGAUUUUGAAGCAUUUCAGUUUCACCACGUGGAUGUUGAGGCCACAGAUGGUGGUGGGCUAACAGGAAAAUGCUCUAUAGUCAUCCAGGUGUUGGACGUGAAUGAUAAUGCUCCAGAGGUGAUCCUAUCCUCACUCAACAGUCCCAUCCCUGAAAAUUUACCAGGCAUCAUAGUGGCAGUAUUCAGCGUUUCCGACGCAGACUCAGAAAAUAACCAGCGGGUUAUGUGUUUCAUAGAAGAUAGUCUUCCAUUUCUUCUAAGGCAUUCUGUGGAGAAUUUCUAUACACUGGAAACGGAUGGGGCUCUAGACAGAGAGAGCAGAGCCGAGUAUAACAUCACCAUCACAGCCACCGACCUGGGCACACCUAGGCUCACAACCCAGCACACCAUAACUGUACAGGUCUCAGAUAUCAAUGACAAUGCUCCCGACUUCAUCCAAACCUCAUACACUCUGUUUGUCCGCGAAAACAACAGCCCCGCCCUGCACAUAGGCACCAUCAGCGCCACAGACUCAGACUCUGGCUCCAAUGCCCACAUCACCUACUCGCUGCUGCUGCCACCUGAGAACCCACAGCUGGCCUUGGCCUCGCUCAUCUCCAUCAACGCCGACAAUGGACAGCUGUUCGCGCUCAGGGCGCUGGACUAUGAAUCCCUGCAAGCCUUCGAGUUCCGCGUGGUCGCCUCAGACCAAGGCUCGCCUGCACUCAGCAGCCAGGUUCUAGUGCGCGUGCUGGUGCUGGAUGACAACGACAAUGCACCCUUUGUGCUCUACCCGCUGCAGAACGCCUCUGCGCCCUGCACUGAGCUGCUGCCCAGGGCAGCAGAGCCUGGUUACCUGGUCACCAAGGUGGUAGCAGUGGACCGCGACUCUGGCCAGAAUGCCUGGCUAUCGUAUCAGCUGCUCAAAGCCACGGAGCCCGGGCUGUUCACGGUGUGGGCUCACAAUGGCGAGGUGCGCACCACCAGGCUGUUGAGCGAGCGAGAUGCAGCCAAGCACAAGCUGCUUCUGCUGGUCAAGGACAAUGGCGAGCCUCCGCAGUCAGCUAGCGUCACGUUGCACGUGGUCCUAGUGGAUGGCUUUUCACAGCCUUACCUUCCUCUGCCCGAGGUAGCACGUGACCCUGUGCAGGAGGAGGACAUGCUCACACUCUACCUGGUCAUUGCCUUGGCAUCUGUGUCUUCACUCUUCCUCCUGUCUGUGCUGCUGUUCGUCGGGGUAAGGCUGUGCAGGAGGGCCAGGGAAGCCUCUCUGGGUGUCUGCUCUGUGCCUGAGGGACACUUUCCUGGCCACCUGGUGGAUGUCAGUGGCACAGGAACCCUGUCCCAGAGCUACCAGUAUGAGGUGUGUCUGAGGGGAGACUCUGGGAAUGGUGAGUUCAACUUUCUAAAGGCAAUUAACCCCAACUUCCCUCCAUUAGAAUCUGAGAUAAAAAUAGAGAAUAGUCCCACUCUUCGGAAUAGUUUCCUAUUCAUCUAAAUACUGCAGUGUCACAGUAAAUUCUGUUUAAGCUUAGAAAUACCUUUUAACCUGCAUCUCAUGCUGUUGGUGUAUAUCGGCAGAGGCUUAUGGCAUUACCUUCUAUAAUAGUGCCUGGAACUGUAAUCCGGUGUCUAAUGCAAACUUGACCACUGAGUUAAAUCUCC